AAACACUAAGCUACAAACCCCCUUUUGGACUUUUAAAUCCUUCCCCUCAAAUCUUCUUCCCUUAAAUAAAAGUCCACCCACCAACCCAUCUCCUUAGAUGGCUUGUAAAAGCCAUUACUCUCUUGGACUUUUACACACACUCUUCUGAUUCCCUUCUACCUUUCACAUCAUCGUUGAUGAAUUAAUGCAGCUUAUAAUCAUAUAAUAUAAAUGCAAGAAGACAAUACUUGAUAUAAAUAUUUCAGCUUGGAAAGAAGGACUGAGUCUCCUGUAAACCCAGAAUAUACAGUUCAAUUCUCACCAGUUUCCGAUGGGGAAGAAGAACGGUGAGGCUGCAGUUCACCACUCCUCCAUUGCGCUCCUGCAAGAGAGAUUCAGGCAGCUUGAGAGAGUCAAGGAGUUGAGAGAGGAAAGGGAGCAAAUUCGAGCAUUAGCUGAUGCGGGAAGGAGUCCCAGUGCCUGUUAUGAACAACAGCAGCAGCAGCCGCCGCCAGCCACAUCAAAGUGGUUCAUCCACCCGGAUCUAAUCCAUCCAUCAAGACCACUGAGCGGCAGUCCAUCAAGAUCGCAUGACGAGCAUAACGAAAUUCAGAAUUUUGCAGCCUCCCUCUCCAUGCAGCCUCUCGGUUACGGUGAAGGGGAUGUUGAUACUUCUCUUCAUCUAUAGAUGUAUCUAAAAGUAUCCUUGUUUGUCCUACAAUUUUCCUUUUGGUUGAUAUAUUUUUGGCUUGGUGUGUUAUCUUCUACUCUUAUGUGCCACUGAUGAAGGAAAAUUAAUAGGGAUGACUAGGAAGCUUGAUCUUCAUAUAACUGCAUGCUCUUAUUGCAGUCUAUAUGUUGGUUGGUUGGUUGUACGGCUGAUUAAGAUUUGGAUAUUAUAUGACAAUUACAAGAAAUUCAUAGUAUAUCUCACAAUAAUGGUUCCAACAGUUUUUUGAAAAAAUAAUCACAUCUCUUACAGAGUUUUAGAAGCUAAUUUAACAUGAUUUUAUCAAAAAAUUGUCUGCUUUAAUCGACAGUAUAAUGCAUCACAUAGUGCUUAUAAUGAGGAAGAUAAAAAUGAGAAAUCGAGUUUAAAUGGCUAAAAGAAAAGGAGGUUGUGUGAAGUUGUAUUCAUUGAAUACUAAUAAUUUAAGCAAACAAAAAAAGAGGCAUUUACUACA
This is a messenger RNA of Phalaenopsis equestris, 1163 nucleotides long. RefSeq lists its product as uncharacterized. Bases 311 to 667 code for a protein of 118 amino acids. The transcript has a single exon. Lineage: Eukaryota; Viridiplantae; Streptophyta; Magnoliopsida; Asparagales; Orchidaceae. The record is from RefSeq and is a predicted model, not a curated record.